CAAUAUAACUUGAGUAAAAGAAUAACAGCAAACACUUUAAGACACAUCAUUGAGAGCAACAUAUCAGAAGAUGAAUGCCCGAUGGAUGAUCUUGUCAGUCGUACUAGCAGUAUCUACAUUGACUGGAUCUACUAACAAUUACUACAAUGAAUCUGCUGAUAAAGGAUACAUGGAUUGUUGUAAGUUCAGUAAUACACUACAUUAUUUUGAUGUAUUUUCUCUGGCACAUAACAUGCAAGCUACUUCUCAUGAUUUUGGUGAAAUAACAAAUGUAACAUCAAAUACAUUUGGAAAAACAGUUAAGCCAGGACAAAACUACAUUAUCAGAGGAAUCAUAAAAUUAAAGAAAGAAUUGAAAUGGGGUACGCUCCAUCAAACAAUGACACAUCAAUUCAAAAAUAUCAUAAAUCUUGCUAUUGAAGACGCCAAGUAUAAUCUUUGUGAUAUUAUAUCUUCUCUGACUGCUACUGGUGAGUCUGGUGUGUACUGCCCAUUGAAACCUGGAAUAUAUCAUGGAUUAUACAAUAGCACAAUUCCAUCACCACUAAUUCUCUGGCCAGGCAAGUAUUGUCUUAAAGUCAUCGCUUAUGAUGAAAGUAGCAAUGAAAUAUUUUGUGGAAUGACAGUAUUUAAUAUUGAAAAAUAACAACUCAUAAUGUAAUAGUUAUUACCUUAAGGUUACUUUUAAAUACAUGUACAAUUAAUUGCAAAUUUUGUGUUUGGG
This is a messenger RNA of Amphimedon queenslandica, 724 nucleotides long. RefSeq lists its product as uncharacterized. The record is from RefSeq and is a predicted model, not a curated record. The transcript is spliced from 4 exons. Bases 71 to 646 code for a protein of 191 amino acids. NCBI's taxonomy places the organism in Eukaryota, Metazoa, Porifera, Demospongiae, Haplosclerida, Niphatidae.